Messenger RNA from Benincasa hispida (wax gourd), 465 nucleotides. Lineage: Eukaryota; Viridiplantae; Streptophyta; Magnoliopsida; Cucurbitales; Cucurbitaceae. The record is from RefSeq and is a predicted model, not a curated record.
AUGACUAGCGCUAUUAUUUCUUUGCUUGGCACCGAUAAAUUAACCAAGAAAAACCAUGUAACUUGGAAAAACAUGAUUAAUAUCAUCUUGGUCAUCGACAACCUCAAAUUCGUCCUAACGAAGAAGUGUUCUCCAAUUUCUAGACUCGCUGCUUCACGAAAUGUUCGUGAAGCAUAUGACAAAUGGACUAAGGCCAACAAUAAGGCCAGGGUCUAUAUGUUAUUGGCAAGCUUGACUGAAGUCUUGGACAAAAAGCAUGAGCCUAUGAUCACUGCACGCGAUAUCAUAAAGUCAUUGCGUGGGAUGUUCAACCAACCGGCUACACAUCUCAAGCAUGAUGCUCUAAAGUACAUUUUCAACACCCAAAUGAAUGAGGGAUCUUCUAUUAGAGAGCAUGUCCUUAGCAUGAUGGUCCACUUCAAUGCGGCUGAGAUGAACGAGGUUGUCAUAGACGAGUCUAGCUAG